Molecule: messenger RNA, 2948 nt
Organism: Ostrea edulis (European flat oyster)
Lineage: Eukaryota; Metazoa; Mollusca; Bivalvia; Ostreida; Ostreidae
Exons: 4
Coding region: 1654-2616 (320 amino acids)
Biological process (GO): DNA integration; DNA recombination
Molecular function (GO): DNA binding
Source: RefSeq, a predicted model, not a curated record
CCAGCGCAUGUGCUUUAGAUUGGCUAGAUUUAGUAAAUACUGGCGAAUUCAGAUCUCAUGGUUGUUUUCCUGCUAUUUUCCCUUGGAAUAUUACUUUUGACAUCAACUCUUCUGCACGAAUCUAUUCUUUAUUCCCGUUGAACCUUCAUGAUCAGCUGUUUGACGUAGGUGUUCCGGCGUUUUACACUGUUGCAUUUCCAGGGAUAUUUACUUUUAUAUUUUGCCUGGAGUAGGAUGGCUUCCAGACCAAAACAAAGACGAACUAAACCUGCGUCCAAUCCAACCAUUGUUCCUGCAGCUGAACAAGUCACCGCUCAACCAGGUCCAAGCUCCCCCUUGCCUGAUGUUAGUGUCAUAUUCCAGACAUGCAUGGCACAAGUCAUGCCGACUAUAGAGGACACUUUUAAAAAGUGCAUGGAAAAUUAUUUCCAACAAACUCCUUCAUCGACUGCCAGGUCUCCAAGUGCCAACCUUUCGCAGUCUCCACCAGCUCCGUCCCUUCUACAAGAACUUACAGGAGACAUCCAGCAAGGGAUCUUGGGUGGGAGAGGGGGCUCUCUUGGCUAAGACCGACCUAGAAAAUGCUUACAAGCAAAUACCUAUUCAUCCUGGCGACUUUGAGCUGCUAGGCUUUCGGAUAUCCGGUUCCUUUUUCUACGAUAAGACAUUACCUUUUGGUUUAAGCUAUACUUGUCAACUUUUCGAGAAAUUCAGUUCAGCUUUGCAGUGGAUUCUAGAAAACAAAUUUCAGGUACCUACUUGUGUGCAUGUUCUAGAUGAUUUCCUGUUCAUUGGUCCCCCAAACUCUUCAAUAUGCUACAGUUCACUUUUGGCCUUCUACUCUUUAGCUAGAGACCUUAAUCUCCCGAUUAAGUCUGAGAAAACAGUAUACCCAGCAACAACUUUAACUGUUUUUGGGCCUCGAGUUGGAUACUAUUAAGUUUGAGGUUAGACUACCAUCUGACAAGUUAGAACAUUUAAAGUCUGAAAUCCAGAUUUUCCAAAAUAAACGAACUGCUACUCUCCAUCAGUUACAAUAUCUUAUUGGUUCAUUGAAUUGUGCUUGUGCAGUUGUUCCACCGGGCCGGGCGUUUCUUAGACGAAUGAUUGACCUUACCCGGGGUCUUCAGAAGCCUGGUCAUCAUAGGCGUCUUGAUAAAGAAGCACGCGCAGAUUUGCAGGCAUGGGCAGUUUUCUUGAAACAUUUCAAUGGCAAAGGUUUGUUCCCUUCUGGGGUUCAACACACAUCUUCGUCAUUGCACCUGUUUACAGAUGCAAGUAACAUAGGUUUCGGUUGUGUGUUAGGUUGUAAAUGGUUUUAUGGUCCUUUCGCUAAGGAUUGGAUUAGUUACCACAUAUCAGUUCGGGAGUUUCUACCUAUCGUCAUGCAUUUGACCUAUGGGGUAGCCAGUUAAGUAACAGCACAGUAGUUGUACAUUCUGACAACAUAGGGGUAGUACACGUUAUCAACAAAAAAUCCUCACGAGAUCCUUUUCUCAUGUAGCUUAUGCGGAGACUUAUGGUAAUUUCCUUGAAGCAUAACAUUUACUUCAAGGCCCAACAUAUCCAGGGUAUCAGUAAUAUAGCUGAGGAUUUACUCUCUCGAUUGCAGGUUCAAAAGUUCAAAGCACGGUUCCCAUAUAUGGACCAUAAAUGUACCGCUGUGGACCCCACCCUGAUAACUCUCUGACAAGGACGUCAGAGUUUUUGCUGUUUAAUUCAUUAUCUCCAACUACUAUAACGGCCUAUAAGUCUGCUUUUCAGUCUUAUAAAUCUUUCGUAAUGCAAGUUUAUGGUCGCAAUACUCCUCUCUUUCCACCUCUCUUAACACAUCUCGUUAGUUUCAUUGCUCAUUGCUAUCAGAUGAAUUUAGCUGUAUCCACGACUCUCACAACCUUAUCCGCCCUCAGCUUUAUUUUCAAGCUAAGUGCCAGCGAAGACUUAACUCAACAUUUUUUAAUCAAGAAAAUGAUCCAAGGUUUCAAAAAUGCCAAACCAACUUGUGAUCCAAGGCCUCCCAUUACCCCGGUUAUUCUCGGUAAAUUGAUACAGGCCUUGCCUUUUACUACUGAUUCCAUUUUUUCAAAAACUAUGCUUCAUGCUAUGGUUGUAUUAGUCUUCUGUGCCUUUUUAAGAGUAGGGGAAAUUACUAAAACCCAUAAUAAAAAAUCUCAUUAUCUCCUUUUCAGAAACGUAGCUAGUGGAAUUGACGCUAACAAUCGUGGCGUUAUUGACAUCACCCUUCCUCAUUUCAAACAUUCCAAGUUUUCUACUACUAUCCAUUUACAGCAAAAUCGUCCCAAUUCCUUACUUUGUCCCUAUAAAACCCUGCUCGACUAUAUCUUCAUCAGAAAACAUUCUUCCCCAGGGUCCCCUCUUUUCUCCUUUAUGGAUGAUUCACCUGUUUUACGGCAUUACUUUACGACUCAACUUCGUGCUGCCCUUCUUUUUUGUAAGUUAGACCUGGUACGGUACCAGGCUCAUAGCUUUAGAAUAGGAGCAGCAACAACGGCAGCUGCCACGGGUUACACUGAAGUUCAAAUUCAAAAGAUGAGCCGUUGGAACUCUGAUGCCUUUAAAAAGUAUAUUCGUAUCCCCUCCAUUACCUUGGGCUAAAAGCCUGUGGCUUAUAUGCACUGUGCUUGGUUCUCAAGUGAUAUAUCUGACUCUUCAGGCAGGAGCUCCAGCCUGUAAAACACCCGUUACCUAGAGACAGGGGCUCUAGCUAAUCCUUCUGUUCCUAGAGACAGAGGAUCUAGCUAAUCCUUCUGUUCCUAGAGACAGAGGAUCUAGCUAAUUCUUCUGUUCCUAGAGACAGGGGCUCUAGGUAAUUUGUACCCCUGGUAUAUCACGUCUUAGUUCAUUACAUGUACCUGCCCUCAUCCUUGGUCUUUAAUGUUUUACCCACCUUGUACUGUGGCUGUGUGAUGGGUUGGCAACAAGCCAGG